UUCGAAGCUCGCCUACGCCCUAGAAGACUGAGUGGUUCACCAUUUUGGAAGAAUAAAUUCGGUAGUUUCAGUGGACUCGUAGCUCCAUUCGGGGCUCGAGUAGUGAAAAGGACAACUAUAGUUCCUUUUGACGCCAUCGCUGGCUUAGGUUGUGACGAUCGAAGGCAAUUUGUUCUUUCAAGAUGACGUGCUGUAUGAGUGAAGAGCAGAAGGAGAUCAGGCGAAUCAACGCCGAGAUCGAAAAACAACUAAGGCAGGAUAAAAAGAAUCAAAGAAGAGAACUGAAACUACUCUUACUCGGAACUGGAGAAUCAGGCAAAAGUACCUUCAUAAAGCAGAUGAGAAUUAUUCACGGGCAGGGAUACAGUGAUGAAGAUAAACUGGGCUAUGUGGCUUUGGUAUAUCAGAAUGUUAUAACUGCCAUACAGUCUUUAACGUUAGCGAUGGAAUCCUUGAAAAUAGCGUACAGAAAUCCAGCAAAUUCGGAGCAUGCAAAGACCAUGCGAGAGGUUGACCCCAAAAAUGUUACUACCUUCGAACACGACUAUUACAUAGCUACCAGAUCUCUCUGGAGCGAUCAAGGCAUGCAAGAAUGUUAUGACAGAAGAAGAGAGUACCAACUUAGCGACUCUGCGAAAUAUUAUCUAACGGACUUAGAUCGACUUGCCAGGCCCGAUUACCUUCCGACAGAACAAGACGUUCUGCGGGCUCGUGCUCCUACCUCUGGGAUCAUUGAAUACCCGUUUGAUCUCGAAACGAUAAUUUUUAGAAUGGUUGAUGUUGGAGGUCAGCGGUCCGAGAGAAGGAAGUGGAUUCACUGCUUUGAGAAUGUGACAUCAAUUAUGUUUCUUGUGGCUCUCAGUGAAUAUGACCAAGUCCUUGUAGAAUCAGCCAAUGAGAAUCGCAUGGAGGAAAGCAAAGCGUUAUUUCGUACUAUUAUCACAUACCCAUGGUUUCAGAACUCUUCCAUCAUAUUAUUUUUAAACAAGAAGGAUUUGUUGGAAGAGAAAAUUAUGUUUUCGCAUUUGGUGGAAUAUUUCCCUGAAUUUGAUGGACCCCAGUGUGAUGCACAGGCAGCACGUGAGUUCAUUCUUAAAAUGUUUGUGGACCUGAAUCCAGAUUCAGAUAAGAUAAUAUACUCCCACUUCACAUGUGCCACAGAUACAGAAAAUAUCCGGUUUGUAUUUGCGGCUGUAAAGGAUACAAUACUGCAGUUAAACCUAAAAGAGUAUAAUCUAGUUUGAAUAGAGUUGGUAAGAGAUCUUAUAAUCUGAAUUAAAGAUAAGAAGGCAAGUAGGCUUUGAGAGAUUCAACUUGGGAAUGAAAACUGUAGAAAAUCACAAAAUGGUUGAAUAGAGAUUCCUUUAUUUAAGAUUACUUGUCUUCAGCUGAUUCUAAGUGAAGUGCUUUUGUGUACAAAAUACUCUAAAACAAAAGUUUCUGUGUGAGAAUAUAACUAGGAUUCAAGCUGUGAAGACAAGUACAGCACUGUGAAUUGUUUCCAGUAUAUUUCAACACAGUUGAACAUUGUGUAAUUUGAAGGUAGUUAAGCAACUGGAAAUAUUUUCCAAAGUGUUAGAUAUAUAGCUAGAAAGUGUCUUGAAUAAGGAAAAAGAAACAUUAGUUUGGCUGUUAAGUUUUCACCAAGGCUACUUCCACCUCCCUCUCCCUAGUUUUGCCUCUUGGAUCAACAGUUAUGUUGUUUUUCGUAAGAGUGGGGACAAUUUCUUGUUUGUUCCAUCCUGCAAAAGAAUUUUGUAUUGUUAGCCUAAAGGAAAAAUAAACUGUUUUCUUUUACUAGUCUUUCUUUUGCAAGCUUUUGAAAAGAUAUUUACAAUGUUCACUUCCAGAGAUUUUGGUGAGAAAAGUAUUAAUUACUUGCCUUCAAUUGGCCAUAAACAAAGUGUAUAUGAUAUCCAUAAUUUAACUGCUAAUCUUCAUCAUAUUGAACACCCUUCUUGUGUAUUUGCUUUCUGGGUAAGCUGGCUUCAGCCUGGAUUUCUUGAACUCUUUUGCCUCUCUUUUGUCACUUUAUGAUUCUUUCAACUGAAUUGCUGAGGAGGUUAGUUUUUCAUUAUUGAUAAGGUGUCUUGGGAUUUGUCAUCUCAUCAUGGACUCUACAACCUUCUUUCCUUUGUGGUCCUGGGGCAUUUAGUAUCAUUAUUUUUACCAAUGAACUGCAAGGCUUAAUAGAAAAGUAAUUGUGUCUCAUCAUUUUAAAAGUAGAAGCAAGAAAUUAAAUUACUAAUUACAUGGUUUGGCUGCAUCCCUGUGUGAAGAAUUAGUAUAAAAUACUCCUUAGUUAGAGAGGAGACAAACUUAUUAACCUAAAGUAGCCAUGUAAAGUUCAUAAUGGUGAAAGUAGUAUUCUAAAUGAAUAGUUUAAGAAAAACUACUAAAGUCGCUAAAAAACAAGGAAACAUUUCUACAGUAGGUAUGUAAUAAAAUUUCCUCAAUGAAAACUACAUAUAGACCCUUAGAGAGAUAAUCAACAUCUAGUAAACAACUUUUGUUAAACCUUGAGUUGCUUCUCCUGGUAUUAUUGCUAAUUAUGAUAUCUUCAGAUGUAAAUCAAGAGGAAAAGCAGUCAGUAAGUUGCCAACAAGUAAAAAUCUUCUUUUGGA
Messenger RNA from Pocillopora verrucosa, 2624 nucleotides. Its product is annotated as guanine nucleotide-binding protein subunit alpha-11. Gene Ontology annotation, cellular component: heterotrimeric G-protein complex. Lineage: Eukaryota; Metazoa; Cnidaria; Anthozoa; Scleractinia; Pocilloporidae. Gene Ontology annotation, molecular function: GTPase activity; G protein-coupled receptor binding; guanyl nucleotide binding. The record is from RefSeq and is a predicted model, not a curated record. Gene Ontology annotation, biological process: adenylate cyclase-modulating G protein-coupled receptor signaling pathway.